Molecule: messenger RNA, 1677 nt
Organism: Oryctolagus cuniculus (rabbit)
Lineage: Eukaryota; Metazoa; Chordata; Mammalia; Lagomorpha; Leporidae
Source: RefSeq, a predicted model, not a curated record
CCGCCCCCCUGGUCGUGUUGUUUAAAGGCGGUGGCGGCGGCCGCCGCGCUCACCGCGGCCAUGAGCGGCGCGGGCGGCCGGGCUCCGGCGGCGGCGGCCGAGGAGCGGCGCUUCCUCAGCACCGCAGAGGCAGCCGCCCUGGAGCGGGAGCUGCUGGAAGACUAUCGCUUCGGGCGGCAGCAGCUGGUGGAGUUGUGCGGCCACGCCAGCGCCGUGGCUGUGGCCAAGGUGUUCCCGCUGCCCGCCCCCUCCCGGAAGCAGAGGACGGUGCUGGUGGUGUGCGGGCCGGAGCAGAACGGGGCGGUGGGGCUGGCGUGCGCCCGGCACCUGCGGGCCUUUGAGUACGAGCCCAGCGUCUUCUACCCGACGCGCUCGCUGGACGAGUUGCACCGGGACCUGACCACGCAGUGCGAGAAGAUGGACAUCCCCUUCCUGUCCUACCUGCCCACGGAGGUGCAGCUCAUUAACGAUGCCUACGGGCUGGUGGUGGACGCCGUGCUGGGCCCCGGCGCGCGGCCGGGAGACGUCGGGGGCCCCUGCACCCGCGCGCUGGCCACGCUCAAGCAGCUCUCCGUCCCCCUCGUGAGCCUGGACAUCCCCUCAGGCACGAGGGGGGCCCCGCACCCCCUGCAGUGCAGGCCCAGGGUCAUGGGCAUCCCGAGGACGGGGAGACGGGGCAGCUGCCCCCAGGUGACCCGGGCCCCCGCCACCCCCCAUGCCCAGCUCGAGUGCCCGCUGCCCACCCCUGGCCCGGCUGCCCGGGCAGACGUGAGCUCACUCAGCAGAGGCCGCGCCCGCCCUGGCCGCCGCCCCGCGCCUGCUGGAGCCAUUAGGCGACACGCGGUCGGAACAAACAGCCCCGCGCCGGGCCUCCGUGGGGGAGGCUGGACUCCGGGGGUGUCCCCCAGCCUGCGGCGGCUCCGGGGGCGGUCUGGUCUGAGAGGGGAGGCUGCAUGCCCCGUGUCUGAGCGGGCCGUGUGGGACAGAGUGCCCUUUAGUCUGAGGGUGGAGGCCGGGGUCUCGGAAGCAGUCGGGUCCGAUGGAGGAGCCGGUGGCUUCCACUCGGUGACCCCGGAUUCAGGUCAGAGGCAGGAGAGAAGGCGGGGGCCCUAGACUGAAGGUGGAGGCUCAUCCCAGAGGUGACAGGCUGGGGCCCACUGACGGGGUCUAGCGGGGCUCUCAGGUCAGAGGGGGGAGGCUUGCCUGGGGAUGGAGGCAGAUCUGAGGGGGGGGUCUAGUGGGGGGACCCGAAUGGGGAGGGCAGGACAGGACAGAUGUCAGGUCAGAAGGCAGAGGUGGAGUAGCAGGGCAGGAGUGAGAGCAGAAGAGUCUGAGGGCAGAGGCGGGAACCACUCCAAGGAAAGCCUGACGGAGACCUGCGGGUCAGAGGGCAGAGGCUGAUAUCAGACGGGGAGGACGCGAUCGGAGGCGGGGCCCGGGCCCCGCGUCGGACAGGGAAGGUGGGGCCGGGGCUCCAGUCUGAGGACAGACGACCCCCCCCCCCCCACAGCGCCCGCUCGCCCUCCUCCCUCAGGCUGGGACGCGGAGACCGGCGCCGAAGCGGAGGACGGGCUCCAGCCCGACGUGCUGGUGUCGCUGGCGGCGCCCAAGCGCUGCGCCCGCCGCUUCUCCGGGCGCCACCACUUCGUGGCGGGCAGGUUCGUGCCGGACGACGUG